AUUUUAUUAUUUUUAAAUAUAACAAGCUUUAUAAUUUUUAUAUUAAAAAGGUGUUUCUUUUAUAAUAAAUAUAAGUUAUUCAACAAUAUUUAUUUAUACUACGAACAUAUUUUGUGAAAUGGAAAGAUAAAAAAUAUCUUAGAACAUUCAUUAUUUGGACGAUAUCAUGACUUAUCGCAGAAAGCUUAACAAAAAUCAAAAUAAUGUAAACCACUAUUCUUUCAACGGACUAUUUGUACUGCUAUAUACAAUGAUGUUGGUGUUUGAAUCAUAUUGUAAUACAUUGGAAAUGGUGUCAAAUAAUACCAGUUGUUCAAAUGCACGAACGUGCACUAAAUGUACAAUCAAUACUCAGUGUCAAUGGUCUCUAGAACAACAGAAAUGUGUAAAAAAGACAAAUUUUUCAAAUUUAACAGUUUCUACUAUUAGGGAGUGUCCACAGUUUUCUGUUGAUAAACAAUUUGAUUAUAAUAGUUAUUCUUUAAUUUUUGGUUAUAUUGAUCUAAAAUAUAUUGUUAAGGUAUCAAACGAUUUAGUAGGUUUCAUGAAUUACCUUCGAACCAGGAACAUUUAUUUACAAAGAACAUUAUACAGAGAAAAAUAUUUGAUCAAGGGAAUCACAAAUGAUAGUUUAAUAUUUUCAUUACGCACAACGGCAAUAUUCAACAAAACAUUCAAUAUUCCGUUGAUCACUGACUUUAUUUUUAUUGAGUUCAACGGAGUUAUGAUGCGGUUCGACAACGUCUCCGAUCAUUAUGUUACGUUUUAUAGACAUGAUAAAAAAUGUGCCGAUGACGAGAAGGAUAAAUUCUGUGUGAUUUGUGCAUGGAACUACAACGGGUAUUCGAACUACUUGAAAUGGUGUUCGAAGCACAACGUUUGUGUGGGUCGAGAGCAGUUGUACAUGAAGAACAUCACCGAAGAUAUCAUUUAUGUAAAAUCAUUAAUUGUAAAACAGCAGAAUGAAGAAGCUUACGUUAGGAACGACUGUCCUGAAGUAAAGGUGACAGCGGUCGAUCCGCUUUCUGGGCCACGUAAUGGUGGAACAACGGUAACGAUCAGAGUAAGAAACCACAGGAUACUUUCGGAGGACACGAAGAUACUGGUGAUGGUGGCAGGUAUGGUGUGCAUGAACCCCAGAACAUUAGGAUCCGAAACGAUCACUUGCACCACGUCACCAUGGAUAAACGUUACAGGAGGUCCACCGAUCUCCGGUCCGAUCCUAGUCAAAUACUUGUCGUACGAAGGUGGAUUAACGAUCGAAUCAUCACAGACAUUUCAGUAUGACGUCCAUCCGACUUGUGGCUCACCAAAACCCGUACUGGACGCGGAGCUACGACUUAGAGCCUUAGAAUCAAGUGACAUCACUGUUCCGGUGCAUGGAGUUCAUUUCAUCACACCAUGUGUUGCAUCUCCCGCCCGACUCUUCGUCGUGCUGCCAAACGAUACAAUACAGUUCGCGUCCAGUGAUUGUGAUAAACCAGUCAACGACACGUACAUGGUCUGUCGAUCGCCCAGAAUUGACAGCAGUGUAUGGCGUGACGCAUACUCAUCUGAUGAAGGACUCUUAUUGAAUUUCGGACUGAAUGUGAUGAAUUUCAUCGGAAAUCAGUCGCUGUUGGUGGAAGGGCCGUCACACGGUUUUAACCUACUCUUCGUCCCAGCUGUAACUGAAUCGCCCAACAUCUUGGUCACGAAUGGCGAUCGGUUGUUAUACACCGUGUCCAAUAGAUUUCAACCCUCUGUUUUUACUGAUAGGUGCCGUGUUAUAAUCUGGUGGUUUACGUGUCUGUUGCUUGUUUUCGCAUUGGUUUUUUAUCUAAAGACCGAAAAUAAGUACGGCACGACGAAAAAUGUUGGUGACCCACUGGUGUCUUCCACGAGAUCACAAACUGGCGGAUACUACGAUGUAGUUUUAAAUAGUUAAUUUACUUGCAGUGUAUUCAUUUUGGUUGUUAUUAUUAACUGAACAUGAUAUAUUCCAAAAUAAUAAGUGUUUUUUUUUGCGUAUUCGGGAUUUAACAUGAAACAAUUAAAGAACUAUUCGGGGUUGGUAUUACGUCCAACAAAUAUAGUUUGUUAAUUUUGUUACAUAUUUGUAUCAAUUGGCAUUUAAAAAAAUACAUAUGUUAAAGGUUUCAUAAAUAAUAUAAUGAAAUAAUUUUAUUAUAUACUUAAUCAAACAGUGCUUAAAUAUGUAUUA
This is a messenger RNA of Rhopalosiphum maidis (corn leaf aphid), 2203 nucleotides long. RefSeq lists its product as uncharacterized. Lineage: Eukaryota; Metazoa; Arthropoda; Insecta; Hemiptera; Aphididae. The record is from RefSeq and is a predicted model, not a curated record. The transcript has 3 exons. The coding region runs from base 167 to 1927 and encodes 586 amino acids.